Molecule: messenger RNA, 3138 nt
Organism: Mobula hypostoma (lesser devil ray)
Lineage: Eukaryota; Metazoa; Chordata; Chondrichthyes; Myliobatiformes; Myliobatidae
Gene: ccdc137
Product: coiled-coil domain containing 137
Exons: 7
Coding region: 157-867 (236 amino acids)
Cellular component (GO): nucleus
Source: RefSeq, a predicted model, not a curated record
GAGGUGCAGUCGACGUUUCAGGCCGAGACCCUUCGUCAGGACUAACUGAAGGAAGAGAGACCAGAGGAAAGCAUAACAAUACUGAAGGGAAAGGAUCUUCUUGUAACUUGAUGUUUGAAGAAAAAAGAACUUGCUUGCAAACCAAGGAAGAGCAAUAUGAAGCCCAAAAAUAUUGACGAACAAGAAAUUCCAUUCAAACUCCGUGAGAUAAUGAGAAGUAAAGAGGAAUUGAAGCGGAAGAUGAAAAAAAGGAAGCCAAAACCAGAAAAGCCAAAAAGGACAUCUGCUUUAGGAGGCUCAGAUCCGCAUGGGGAUGUACGGGUUCCGAAGUUUAAGAGGAAGAAACGGGAGUCAGUGAAAAAUUACAUUCAACGCAUGGAGCAGGAGGCAAAGCACGUAAUAUUCAUGAGCGAAAAUCAGCUGCCACGUUAUCCUGAGAUGGAGGACAAGGGGAAAGAAAAGGAUAGCCAUGUGAAAUCAAAGUCUGAGAGGAAAAAAGAAUCUGAUAAGAAAAGGUUGAGAAGACUUGUUGGUAAGAAAAUUGAACGAAAGAUGAUGAAGCAGGAGAAAGAAAUGUUUACAGAUAUUGUGCCAUUUGGGGAAGUAGCCAUGCAACCGCCCACCCUCACUGCUAAACCCAGGAAGAGCCAGACUGCCGAUAAGCCCGGCGGAAGACAGUUGCUUCUGAAGUCUCUGAUUGGUGACAGCAAGUGUGGCUCAGAAAGGACAAAGGUGAUCUCCCCAGAUGUUGAGUUGCCCAGAAUGUCGAUGGCUCGCCAGAGGAUUAUGCUGGAGGAGCGGGAGAGGGUCAUCAAGGCCUAUAGAGCUUUGAAGAAACAGAAAUUACAAGCACUGGCCCAGAACUAGUUCAGUAUGGAAAAGCAAAAGGUGGCAAAUGAGAGGAUUUUUCAGAGAAGCAUUGUUUCCCGACAUUGUUACUGUAUGGAAGAAGGCCUUUCAGCCUGUUGAGGUCUACCUGCUCUUUACAAGAGCAAACCAGUGAGUCUUACUCUGAAUGGAUGCUGAACUUUAAUGAAUGACAGCUAGUUGAAAAGUUCAGCAAAUAAUCAAUCCUCAAGAGCUUUUGAGCCUUAAGGGUUGUGGAUUUAUGCUUAUAAUUGUCAGUGUGUCCGACUACAUGAGAAAAAAAGUACAUGGUUAGGAAAUUACAGCCCACAUUAGUUUUGAGGAAUCCAUGAUUAUGAUUAAUGACUCAUUUAAUAUGUUCUUAAAUUGGUUGCUGUUCCAUGCUCUGACUUUUCAUCUCAUCUAAAUUUUGGAUUUAUACUGCACCUUUUUUUUUUAGAAAAGUGUUUAAGAUUGCUUAGAGGUAUCAAGUCAAUAUAUGGACCUGUGCAGAUGUGGAAAGCACUGAGAAAUAACAGUGAGUAUUGCAAAUUGUAUUUGGACAUAACAAAAUCCACUGCAAACUUCAAAAUGUGAUCCAAGCCAAACAUUAGCGUAUCAGGCUUGGCCACCUGUGCUGUUAUUACUCUCAUUUGCAAGCACACUUAUCAGUUGUGUUCCAUUGACUUUUAUGUAGCUGUCUGGAAGAAUUUUGCAGAUCGCUCGUGUUUUAAAAAAGGGUUAUAUACCUCUGUUCUCUUUGGUUAGAGGGGGGACAACUAUUUGUAAUAGUUUCUAAUGAAGGCACAUGAGUAGGGAUGCAAUUUCUCCUGCAAAAAAAAAAAAGAAUGUCUGGUAAUCAUUUAAAUUGAAUGAUUUGUGUUUUGAUAAACAGUAACACUCUUGUAAAUCUAAUUUUCCAUCAUGUGCAAGUGUGAUUUGCUUUGCAGAUUUUAAAAGCAGACUUCCAAUCUCGAAUACUUUAAAAGGCGAGCUCCCUUGACAAUAAACAUUGGAGGAGCUUGCUAAGAGUUUCCUGCAGAUUUCCUUAGAAGUACUUGACAUUUUGAAGUCAACUUUCAGAAUAUAUACAGGAGUGCAUUGGAAUUAAAUGUGCUAGCUUGUAUUACGAAUGGGGACAUUUGAUAAUUUUGGUACGUUGCCAGUGUACAACACAGGAGCAGGCCCUUUGGCCCACCAUUCAUGUGUUGCCCAUGAGUCCAAUCUAACUAAUUCCAAGUGCCUGUACAUGGCCUCUCUUCCCUGCCUGUACAUGUGCCUGCAUAAAUGCCACAUUGGAGCAACAUUUCAGCUUGGUUUGUACUUCAAACUGUACGCGACAGAGUGGAAAAGGUGAAGAGGAGAGUUGGUAAACUUUGGAUAGAAUGAGUGAAGAGAAACUCUUUUCAAUGGCUGAAGAUUCGCUAAGUAAUUGAUAGCAUCACCUUCGUCAUUAUGUGCUGUGUCGUAUGACAUAGGUGAUCAUGGUCUAAUGACCAUGGUUGUUCUUGGCAAAUUUUUCUACGGAAGUAAUUUGCUAUUGCUGCCUUCUGGGCAGUAGGUCACCCCAGUCAUUAUCAAUACUCUUCAGAGAUUGAAUGCCGGGCAGCAGUGGUCGUAUAACCAGGACUGGUAUGACUUGCACCAGCUGCUCAUAUGACCAUCCACCACCUGCUCCAAUGGCUUCAUGUGAUCCUGAUCGGGGGGAGCUAAGUAGGUGCUACACUUCCCCGAGAUGGCCUGAAGGCUAGUGAGGGAAGGAGUGCCUUAUGCCUCCUUUGGUAGAGAAGUAUUUCCACCCUACCACCCAAAGUUGAUAGCACUAUGAUUAAAUUACUGAACUGGUAAAUCAGAGGUCUGAGCAAGUAAUUCAGAAUCCUGAGUUCACAUAAUACCAUCGAGCUCAGGAAUAAAGGGUUAAUGUAUGAGGAAUGGUUGAUGGCUCCAGGCCUGUACUCACCAGAGUUUAGAAGAAUGAGGGGGGAUCUGUUUGAAACCUAUUGGAUAUUGAAAGGCUUAGCUGGAGUGAGUGGACAUAGAGGGGAUGUUUCCUAUUGUGGAGACUAAAGGGCACAGCCUCAGAAUAGGAGGAUGUCCCUUUAGAACAAAGAAGAGGAAUUUCUUUAGCCAGAGGAUAAUGAAUCUGUGGAAUUCUUUGAAACAAAUGGCUGGGGAGUCCAAUCAUUGGACAUUUAAAUCGGAGAUUGAUAGGUUCUUGAUUAGUAAGGGUAUCAAAGGUUAUGGAGGGAAGGCAGGAGAAUAGGGUUGAGAGGGAUAAUAAAGACUUACAGA